Molecule: messenger RNA, 1362 nt
Organism: Athene cunicularia (burrowing owl)
Lineage: Eukaryota; Metazoa; Chordata; Aves; Strigiformes; Strigidae
Gene: SSUH2
Product: ssu-2 homolog (C. elegans)
Exons: 12
Coding region: 22-1143 (373 amino acids)
Source: RefSeq, a predicted model, not a curated record
CUCUGCUGCUAGCCUUUGGAAAUGGAACAAGAAAUGAAAGUAGACAGUGACCUGGACUCGGACCCGAAUUUGGGACAUCCCCUGACACCCUCUGCACCCCCGGGGCGGCUGGAUGACGGCGAGUGGAUCAUCCAGCACAGAGGACCAAAGAUCCUGUCACCACCUCUGGCCCCAGUGGGUGAGUCCGCGGAGCAGAGGAGCAGGUCCCCCGUCAUGCGGCACAGUGUGCCCCCGAUGACAGAGGCAGUGGCCAGGCAAGCCCUCCUGCGCUUCGUGGCCUCGCGAUGCUGCUACGGGAGCAGAGCUGUGGGUGAGCUGGCCAUCCGGCGUCUGCGCCCGCUGGGCACGUACCGAUAUCGACUGGAGACGUUCAGUGAGUCGAGGUUAAGCGAGUGGGUGUUCGAGCCCUUCACCAAGCCUGGAGCAGCUGGACCCUCUGGGGACACCCCCAUGGACCCCUGGGACGUGGACAUUGGGGCUCCCCCACUCUUUCAGGGCCAGACAAGGCGCUGCCGGGUGCCCCACUCGGUGCUGGUCAGGGACUGUCACAGAUGCUGUGGUCAUGGCCGGUCCAAGUGCGGGGUGUGCCAUGGGGCAGGUCGGACGAGGUGUGUAACAUGCAAGGGGUCCCGCCGGAGGCUGAAGCAGCAGAAGAGAUGCCAGCUUUGCUCAGGUACAGGUCGCAAAAGAUGCAAUACCUGUUCUGGCCGGGGCAGCAAGACCUGUGUGACCUGUCAGGGGGAGAAAAAGCUCCAACAUUUCAAGCAGCUGGUGAUAACUUGGAAGAACAAUGUCUUUGAAUUUGUUUCUGAGCAUCAUCUGAACUUCCCAGGAGAAUUGCUCAGCAAAGUCAGUGGAGCAAAUAUAUUUAAAGAUGAAAAUGUGGUGGUAUACCCCAUCAUCGACUUUCCUGAUCCUGAGAUCUCCCUGGCCUCACAGCGAGCCAUCACAGAGCACAGCACAGCGCUGGCCACGUCCUCCCGCAUCCUCCGGCAGCGUCAAACAAUUGAGCUAAUCCCCAUCACAGAAGUUCACUACCAGUAUUCAGGGAAGCCUUACCUCUACUACAUCUAUGGGCUCGAAAACAAGGUGUAUGCGCUGGACUACCCUGAGAGGUGCUGCUGCAGCUGCACCAUCCUCUGAGAGCUGGCAUGUGAGAAAGGCACAAUUGCAGCAGCAAUCGUGGGGACUUGGGGAUGUUCCGGGACCUUUCCCACCACACUGGCUGUGCUUACAGAGGACUGCAAACAAAAUAAAGAAGAAGAAGAAAACCAUUACUCCCCUCCCUCCAAACUGCUUUUAUCUCAGAGCCAGGCCCAGCUCCAGGCUGCUGCUGGGUGCAGGACCUGGCCUUUGGGUAAA